UAGAUCUUAUUGUACAAAUAAAAAAAAAUUGGAUAUUUAUAGUAGUGAAUCACGCAGUAACAAUAACAGUGUGCAAGAAGACAAGCGUUAUAAAUCACCGUACUACACAUUUUGUUGGUCAUCCAGCAUAGAGGCUGGUGAUUCAAUACUAUCAAACGGACAUAAAGGAAAAUUUCUAGCGUACAGUAGCUUUAAGUGUAAACAGCGCAUUUAGCGCCAACCAAUUCUCCGACUACUGGAGUGCCAUAGGGCUGAAAGUCCAACAUUUGCGGUCACAUAGCAAAUCAGUCAGUCAGUUUCGCGAGCAAAGUUUGGCCUACAAUUCGUUAAUUAAGUAAAUUUUUACUAUCACAACGGAAAUAGUGAGUAGUUGGUAAAAGAAAGGAUAAUACUAGUCGCCAUAGACUCCCAAGUAAUUGCACUUGCCACAACAACAACAACAACACCACCUGCACUUGCUACACACACACAAACACUCCAUCAAUAAAAUGGGUCAAACACUUUCCGAACCAGUCACAGCCAAAGAGUCUGCAUAUUGCCAAAAUGAAUUGUACCGCGUCGGUUCGAGUUGCAUGCAAGGUUGGCGCAUCAACAUGGAAGAUUCGCAUACACACAUACUUUCGUUGCCUGAUGAUCCGGGCACGUCCUUUUUUGCGGUCUACGAUGGUCAUGGUGGCGCCACAGUUGCCCAAUAUGCUGGCAAGCAUCUACACAAAUUCAUAUUAAAACGUCCCGAGUACAGAGAAAACGUCGAAAGGGCGUUAAAACAGGCAUUUCUUGACAUCGACUAUGAGAUGCUCUACAAUGAGUCAUGGGGCGAACAAAUGGCCGGCUCAACAGCCGUCGUUGUUCUUAUUAAAGAUAACCGUUUGUAUUGUGCCAAUGCUGGUGAUUCGCGUGCAAUUGCCUGCAUCAAUGGAGAGGUAGAGACUUUGUCUAUGGACCAUAAGCCAAAUAAUGAGGUGGAAACCAAACGCAUCCACGAGGGUGGCGGCUAUGUGGAAUUCAAUCGUGUAAAUGGCAAUUUAGCGCUUUCACGCGCACUAGGCGAUUUUAUAUUCAAACGCAAUGCCAAUAAGAAACCCGAGGAACAGAUCGUAACCGCCUAUCCCGAUGUGGAGACACGUGAAAUCACAGCCGAUUGGGAAUUCAUUGUGUUGGCAUGCGAUGGCAUUUGGGAUGUUAUGAGCAACAAAGAAGUCGUCGACUUCUGUCGAAAGCGUAUCGGAAUGGGCAUGUACCCGGAAGAAAUUUGCGAAGAAUUGAUGAAUCACUGUCUCGCGCCCGAUUGUCAAAUGGGCGGCCUGGGUGGCGACAAUAUGACUGUUGUGCUUGUUUGCUUUCUACACAAUAAACCAUACGAAGAGCUGAUAGCACGCUGCGCCAAAAAUACUAAUAUCAAUGGUGGCAGCGGCAACAUAACUACGUCAUCGUCCACAGAGGAAGAUCUCGAUCUAAAAUAACAAAACUUCAUUUUCAAAUUAUUCAACGCUAGUAGAACAACAGUAGCAGCGACCACAGCAGAAGCAGCAGCAGCAAUGGCAGGCAGUUCGACAGCAGGCAAUGUAAUGAACACCACCACAAUGACUCUGACUACUACUACGCGCGUUAGGAAUGUUGCUAAUGGUAAUACUAAGAAAAUUCCCAGCCAGCUAAAAAUUGCGACAAGCAUCUUUAAGAACAGUAAUUAUAUUUUUCGUAAAAUGUACAGGUUGCGUUACUUAAUAAUUGUGUUCCUUGUGUUUAUGACCUAUGCAUAUCUAUAUUUUUGUAUUUGAAAAAUUUGCGCCUUUGCUCUUGUUGCAACACUAAACACAGCACACGACACAUAUUGUCUGCAGCUAAAUUAGCAAACAGAAAUGUAACUCUUUUCAAUGAACAAAUAUGUAUCGUCGUGUAAAAUUUCCAAUUAAAAUAUUUAACUAUUUCACGAAUGUUUUUAAAUUACAGACAAUUACACCUAUACAUACACAUACACACGUGAAACACUUAACAUAGUUAAUGCAACAUAUAUGGACGAUAGUAUUGAAUGUUUUUUAUUGUUUUUUUUUGGCAUAAAUUUCGAAAAUU
Rhagoletis pomonella (apple maggot) is the source of this 2070-nucleotide messenger RNA. Its product is annotated as probable protein phosphatase 2C T23F11.1. The transcript is spliced from 5 exons. Gene Ontology annotation, biological process: protein dephosphorylation. NCBI's taxonomy places the organism in Eukaryota, Metazoa, Arthropoda, Insecta, Diptera, Tephritidae. The record is from RefSeq and is a predicted model, not a curated record. The coding region runs from base 489 to 1463 and encodes 324 amino acids. Gene Ontology annotation, molecular function: cation binding; protein serine/threonine phosphatase activity.